AAUGAGUGGAAGAAGAACAGCUAACUUCACGGGAGCCAAAUAAUGAUUAUUGAAUUUUUUUAUUCUUACCAGCUGUACUCAAUCCAGGACUAGAGGUAAAUUUUGCAACGUCUACGAUUUUAACUGCAAACGUUUGGGCAGUCUGACGGAGGAUGCAUUUUCGUACUACGCUGAAUGGUCCCCUGGUGCACAGAAAUUCAGAGGGAUUAGUCAGAGUAAAUACGUUUGAAGUCUUUAUUUAUUUAAAAGUGUUAUUUUUGCAUGACCGGAAGUGCUAAAGUCGAAAAGGGUAGUCCAAUGUAUUGCUCAUUGAGAAAUUUUGACGCUCUACAAGAGAUUUAGAAAAUCUAUGAUUACCACUUCAAUAGAGGACGAGAUAACUGUUAUGUAUGUACAAAUAUUUCAAUCAUAUUAUGACUUUCCAAAAUUAUUUCCCUCUCUAAUCAGCAGAUCGUAUCUCUCCAAUAAUCAGUAUGAAAAAUCAAUCCUAGUCCAAGCGGUGAGUGCAAAAAUUUCUAUUGACGAAGGCAAUGGAAUGCCUGUACCCGUAUUACAAAGGUGGACUCUACGUAUCUCGAGUACCUAUAAAAACCGAAUCACUAUCAGCUCCCACGCGUAGAUCAAUUAGAAAUCACUGCGUGAACACAUGGGCUUUAAAGUUUUCCUCAUCAUCUUCAUUUAUGGCAUUGAGGCCAGAACGUUUCAGGGGGAUAAAUGCACCAUACUAGUCAAUUAUCGAGAUGGAGAUCUCCAGGAACCUCAACCCCUCAUUCUAUCUCACUCCAAUAAAUCCUACAAUUUCCUCUACCCUCAGAAAACCACCGGGGAAUUGACCCUCAAUUUCGCUGAAAAAUUCAUUCUCUCCUGCCCUGGUAAGAGGAACUUCAUCAGAGGCAUUGCCAGUUUGAAGAGAACAACGGAAAUUGAAGCUGUGUGUCUUCGAGGCACAACUUUCGUCACCAGAGGAGCACGAUUCGACUUUACAUCUGUCUCCUGUAACAUUCUACCUUUUCACAAGGCACGUAGCAGUGAGUACAGGUGCUACGGUGAUUCAAGUCACAUAGAAAUUGGUUUUCAAUUGGAGAGAGGCUUCCUACCGACUUUCAAAGUCUGCAGAGACAACGAAACAUUCACAACGUAUUACACAAAGUAUUUACUGUCGAAGAGCAUAGGGGCAUAUCAUUCGGGAUUCCCCAGGCCUUUCAAUUGGAUCUCUGGAAACUUUUACGGCAAGUAUGACAUAAAUUCGUUGUACAAAAGGAACAGUCAACUCGAGACAUUAACGAGAUUACUAGACUCUGAAAGAUUGGCGAAUAAGUACAUCUCCGGGUCGGCUUUUAUGUCGAGGGGCCACUUGACAGCGAAAGUUGACUUUGUUUACGGCAGUGCUCAAAGAUCUACAUUUUGGUACUUGAAUGCAGCACCUCAGUGGCAACAAUUCAAUGGAGGAAAUUGGGAAACACUGGAGAGCAGUGUCAGAAGAUUUGCUGAUAGAAAUUCAUUGGAUUUAAUCGUCUACACUGGUACACAUGGACAAAUGAGUUUGAUGGAUGAAAAUAAUAAUCCAGUGCCGAUUUAUUUGUAUGCGGAUGGUGAUGAAUAUGCAUUACCCGUGCCAAGAUUCUUCUGGAAGAUUAUCUACGACCCUGAGAGGAUGCUGGGUACGGCUUUUGUGGGAGUAAAUGAUCCAUAUGCAGCGGAAAUCACCGACGAUAUGUUUAUUUGCAAGGAUAUUGCGGAUAGAGUUAAGUGGCUUACUUGGCAAGGUAAUAAUAUUUAUAAGGGAGUAUCUUAUGCAUGCAGUAUUGAUGAUCUCCGGCUGAAAAUCCCUUCUGUACCAAAAAUCAAGGUCAACGGGCUUUUGUAUUAAAUAUUCAAGGCUGUGAGAUAUUGCGAUUGUUUUUGGGAAAAUAUAUGACUCAUGUUUCUGUA
Molecule: messenger RNA, 1932 nt
Organism: Diachasmimorpha longicaudata
Lineage: Eukaryota; Metazoa; Arthropoda; Insecta; Hymenoptera; Braconidae
Exons: 2
Coding region: 647-1870 (407 amino acids)
Biological process (GO): apoptotic DNA fragmentation
Cellular component (GO): nucleus; mitochondrial inner membrane
Molecular function (GO): single-stranded DNA endonuclease activity; metal ion binding; nucleic acid binding
Source: RefSeq, a predicted model, not a curated record